This is a messenger RNA of Kwoniella shivajii, 279 nucleotides long. RefSeq lists its product as uncharacterized. The record is from RefSeq and is a predicted model, not a curated record. The transcript has 4 exons. Lineage: Eukaryota; Fungi; Basidiomycota; Tremellomycetes; Tremellales; Cryptococcaceae. The coding region runs from base 1 to 279 and encodes 92 amino acids.
AUGGUAUACACUAUAGUAGUCCAUCUUCAAGCUCUUCCCGAAGCUGUGGAAGAAGUCAAAGCUAAAUUGAUCGAAGCUGCUUCAGUAUACAGAAAUGAUAAAGAGACACUCGAUUGGCAUGUGAUGCAGGAUCCUAAAGAUCAGACUAAAUUCUGUAUAGUAGAGAGAUACGAAAAAGAAUCUUCCCAAGAGUAUCAUUUGAAUAACCCCACAUUCGAUCCUUACGUCGUACCUAGAUUAGCUAAACCUAUGGAUCUUACACGAUGGGAAGAGUUGUAA